UUGAUAUAUGCAAUUAUAGUAAUUAAGUAUUGCCAAAAUGUCAUUCUUAUCGAAUCUAAAGAAAGCAUUCCACUUUGGUGGAAAUGAUGCUAAGAAAAAGAAAUUAUAUAAUAAUAUUAAAAUGGAUUGUAACCCAGAAGAAUUCUGGGAAAUGAUAGGUGAAUUGGGAGAUGGAGCAUUUGGUAAAGUUUAUAAGGCACAGCAUAGACAAACUCAUCAGCUUGCUGCUGCAAAAAUGUGUGCAUUAGAGGGAGAGGAUGAUCUCAGUGAUUUUAUGAUUGAAAUAGAUAUUUUAUCAGAGUGCAAACAUCCAAAUGUUGUUGAAUUACACGAAGCAUAUUUUAUUGAGAGCAAGUUAUGGAUGUUAAUAGAAUAUUGCGACGGUGGUGCUGUUGAUUCCAUAAUGGUUGAGUUAGCGAAAGCUUUAACAGAACCACAAAUAGCUUAUAUAUGUCAACAUAUGACCAAAGGUCUUGCAUUUUUACACAAAUCUAAAGUGAUUCACAGGGAUUUAAAGGCAGGAAAUGUUUUGUUAACAAUGGCUGGGGGAGUGAAAAUAGCUGAUUUUGGGGUGUCUGCAAAAAAUAAACACACUUUACAGAAACAUGACACAUUUAUUGGAACACCAUAUUGGAUGGCUCCAGAAGUAGUGUUAUGUGAAACAUUUAGGGAUAAUCCUUAUGAUUUUAAAGUGGACAUUUGGUCGCUUGGCAUUACUUUAAUAGAAUUUGCGCAAAUGGAGCCGCCAAACCACGAAAUGUCCCCAAUGCGCGUGCUUCUUAAAAUCCAAAAGAGCGAUCCACCGAAACUUGAUCAACCUGGGAAAUGGAGUAAAGAUUUCAACGAUUUUAUUGCAAAAGCUCUUAUAAAGGAUCCAACAUCGCGACCGACAGCUGACGAAUUGUUGAAACAUUCAUUCAUAAAUCGUAACUUGGAUUCAAAACCGAUCCGAGAUUUGUUACUGGAGUAUAAAGCCGAUGUCGUUGAAGAGGAAUUGGUGGAUGAAGAAACAGAGGAGCAACGCACGUCUCAGCUUCCUCUGGAGCUGGAUCAACUCGGAGAUGACUCUGCGUCUAUGCGCAGUGACGCUGAUGUUAAGAUUUCUGAAAAGGAAAAUCUUGUCGCAUCGCCCGUGUCUACGAAAAAAGAAGAAAGCCAUAAACGAGAGAUUAAUAGAGAUGGCGAAAAGGAGGACAGGAAUAAGAAAUUACGUAAAGCAGAAUCUAAAGACAACAUACCAGUUUCUGUUGAGAAAAAACAAGCACCUAAACCUCCUAGUACAAAUGAAACGAACGAACGUAGGGUAUCUCGAGAAAAGGGUCCGGCGCCGCUGCCACCGCUUAUACGUCAAAACAGCAAAAACGAGGACAAGGAAAACAAUUUGAAGAUUGCUAAUAAACAAAGUGACGUAGAGGAGGUGUUAGAAGGAUGCAAGAUGUUCGAUAAACAGCAGCGAGAUAAAAACGAAUCGCUGCAGUCGAGUGAAGAAAUGGUAGAUAGGGAAGGAACAAUAAAUAUAGACACGUUGUGCGAGAAGUCACACGUAUUAGACAGUUUAGAGAAAAUUGCGUCGGAAAGUAACGAAAGAGAGAAGAGUAAAUUAGACGAUACGAACAGAGGUGAGAUCAGGCAGAAGUCGGUAGAUAGUAAAGGAAAUUCAUCGUUGAGAACGCAGUUAACUUUAGAGGAGAAGAGGAAAUCUGCACCAGUUAAAUCAGAAUUAACCGAGGACUGGAUGAAGCCAGUAUUCAACAAGCAAUCGUCUUUAGAAGAAAAGAACAGACUCGAAAAGAAGACAUCGGUGGAUGUACAGGUGAAGAGACAAUCUUCGAUAGAAGAAAAUUAUAAGAGUUUAGAAGAGAAACGAAAAUCUGUGGAGGACAAGCUAAAUGCGGUUUUAGAAAAACGAUUUUCUAUGGAUACCGAAAUGCGUAUGAGCGUUUCAUCCAUGGAGACAUUAUCUCACCGAGAAGUUUCGAAUGCGAUUACAUCUGAGAAAAAUAUCGUUAAGGCUUGUUCUACCGAAAACGUUAAAACGGAUUAUGGAACGUGUAAACCAGAAUCUGUGGUUAAAAGUCACAGCGAAGGAUCUUCCAGGUAUGUUUCGUUGGAAAAUUUUUCGGAUGAAUUUGAGGGAAAACGGGAGCAGAAGAAGAAGAAGUGGUCAAGUAAAGAACAGAAUUACGAGAAUAGUGCGAACAACGGCGACAAUGGAAACAGUGAAAAGAAAGGUUCUUCCGUGAACGUAUCGGUGAUCACAUCAACUCCCAUUAGAAGUAGAAGUACUUCGAGAAGAGGCAGCGGUGACAAUGUGGUUGUCAUUACCGGUAAAUCCGACCAAGAAAUACGUCCAAACACGUCAACCGUCCGGAUCACAGCAGAUAGUCCAGAUUUAUCUAAUAGUCUCGCGAGUAACGUAAGCCAAGUGACAGUGGUGACAACGCAUCCUCCGGUACUUGUCGACGCUGUGUCACCGACAGUGCCUCCUCUUUCCUGUCGUCCAUCCCCUACGUCGGAAGUUGUUAUCGUCGCAAACGAGUUGAAUAAAACUCAGGUGAACGAAAAUUCGACCGACGACGAUGGAUUCCCUAGUUUAGACAGUUUGGAGUACACGCCUCAGGAGCAACCCAUCAUUUUUACCGACGUUUCAAAGAGAGUUGGCAAGAAGUUAGACGAAUCCGAGGUUCUGAUCGUGAGUCCGAUCGUAGACGAAUUACAAGAUACUAGUCACGUUUCCGUGGUUACCGUCGGUGACGACAAGGAACAAGUGAAAGAUUCCUCGGUACUUAAUAAACACGACACCGUACGAACGUCUUCCUCUCACAGCGAAGCAAGUCUGAUUGAAAGGUCAAGCACAAAGAGUGACAGCGGGGAUGAAAUUACUAAAAUGAUGGUCGCUGGAACGACCGUGGAAUCGGUGGAUAUCGACGGGGGGAUGGAGAGAAACUCGAAAAAGAUGAACGGUCUGAUAAAGAACGACAAGUCGACGAACGUCGUCGGUCGUAUGGACGAUAAAGUAAUAAAAACGAUGAAACAAAAGGAAACGAACAAGGGAUACAAGGAGAAGAGAGUGUCUCCGGAUAGUUUCGAAGGGUCUAGAUCUCAAAGCGAAUCUGGAUCGACGAGGUCGCAUACGCCUAGCAAGAGUAUAGAUCGGUCCGACGCCGAAUCCAUUUCCACGACGAUCAGCCAGGAUAGCAGGGAAUCAAGCAAAGAGAAUCAUUUGAGUCAAGGCCAGUCUACGGAAGUGGAGGAGGAAGUAGUGCUGCGACGGAAGCCCGAUUAUAAUCGCGAUAUACAGCGGCCGACUAAGACGAAAGAGGAUAUUCAGAUGAUGAACUUGAAAAAAAAGACGAGGAAACGGACGAGAAAAUUCGAGAUCGACGGAGUUGUAGUUACCACGACGACGUCGAAGGUGAUCUACGGUGACGACGAGAACGGAAAGGUCUACGACGACCAGAUCUUCAGGAAGCAAGAGCUGAGGGAAUUGAAGAUGCUACAGAAAAUGGAACAGAAACAAUUUCAAGAUUUAACGCUGAAGGCACAGUUCAACAAGGAUCAACAAGAAAAGCGUUUCGAACAAGAGAGGCAGCAUCUGGAACGUAACGCGGAAACCGAUUUGGAGACACUUGCCCGGCAACAGAGGCAACAGAUCGAGCGUGCGGAAGCGCAGCAAGAGGCUGAUCUUAGGCUUGCUUCGAAGAAAAUUCGUGGCGAACAGGAAAGGGAAUUGAAACAGUUCCGCGAUGGAUUGAAGCAGGAAUUGAGAUUGCUGAAACAAGAGGUGGACCUGAUGCCGAAGGACAAAAGGAAGAGCACGUUUAAAAUACGCAAGGAGAAAUUGGAGGCUGAACACGAGGAAAGGGAGAAACACUUUUUAGAUAAACUGAACGAAAGCCACGAAUUAUCGCUGAGAAGAUUGUCCGAUAGUCAUCGGGAGAAAAUAGCCCUAAUGGAAAGGCAAUUCUUACAGCAAAAGCAACAAUUAAUGAGGGCCCGAGAAGCGGCGAUUUGGGAGCAAGAGGAACGGCAUAUCCACGAGAAGCAGCAACUGUUGAAGAAACAGCUGAAGGAUAUUUUCUUUUUGCAAAGACAUCAAAUGUUGAUUAGACACGAAAAGGAAUUGGAACAGAUGAAGAGGAUGAAUCAACGGAAGGAGGAGGAGCUGAUGAAACGGCAAACGGUCGAACGUAGAAAUUUGCCGAAGAGGAUUCGCAACGAGAUGAAGGCACGCGAAAUGAUGUUCAGGGAAUCUAUGAGGAUUUCCAUGUCGUCGGUUAUCGUACCGGAUCCCGAUGCUGAAAGGGAGAAAUUGAAAAAGUUCCAAGAGAACGAGAAAAAACGGUACAGGGCUGAACAACAGAGAUUCGAAUUGAAGCAUUCGCGACAGUUGGAGGAGGUAAGGGCGCAAAGCGACGCCACUAUCAAGGAAUUGGAACAGUUGCAGAACGAAAAGAGGAAGAUGCUGAUGGAGCACGAAACGUUGAAGCUAAAAGAGUUAGAAGAGGCGUACACUAAAGAGCUUCGUGAAUGGAAAGCUCAACUGAAGCCUCGAAAGCAGAAACUGGAAGAACAAUUCGCGUUGCAAUUAGAGGAACAAGAGGCUAUUUACGGGCCAAGCGCUAUACCAUUGUGCUUACCUGUAGAUCUUCCCGAUUUAACGCAUCAUACGGCUGGUUCAACACGUAGUUCGCUUUCUUCAGUGAGCGAGGGUUAACGUUUAAUUUAUCCGUUAUCGAAUCUUGAUCUGGAUCUUCCAAAAUGAUUUCCCCUCCCCG
Messenger RNA from Habropoda laboriosa, 4778 nucleotides. It is a transcript of the gene Slik, whose product is annotated as serine/threonine-protein kinase 10. The record is from RefSeq and is a predicted model, not a curated record. Bases 38 to 4717 code for a protein of 1559 amino acids. Gene Ontology annotation, biological process: protein phosphorylation. NCBI's taxonomy places the organism in Eukaryota, Metazoa, Arthropoda, Insecta, Hymenoptera, Apidae. The transcript has 11 exons. Gene Ontology annotation, molecular function: protein serine/threonine kinase activity; ATP binding.